AUGGCGUCGGCAUGUGUAAAUAACAACAUCGGAAUGUCGCCGGAAAAUUUCAUUGAUUGUCCUCCGGCGAAGUUCCCGUCGUACGGCUGGCUGAGCCCCAGGAUAUCGUUCGGUUGCGAGUUUUCCGACGAGGAGGCGUCCAGAGGCUCCGCGAGCAAUCUCUGCUCGAAGAGUCAAACAACCGCGGGCAAAGCGGGCGGGGAGAAGCCGGAGGUACCAGAUCUAGAGACUUCCGACAUCGAUCUAGUGGAUUUUGAGUUCCCGCUCGAAGAUCCGGUGGCUAUGCUCCCCGCCGACGAGCUUUUCACCAACGGGAAACUCGUGCCGCUGCAGCUCUCCGCGAUCCGGCACGCUGCUGCGCCGGCUCCGGCCUCUUCCUGCGUCAGAUCCCCGGAUACGCCCAAAUCUCGCCAUAGAAGCGAGGCGUCCCCCGUGGAUCCGUACAUGUUCUCCCCCAAGGCGCCGAGAUGCUCGAGCCGCUGGAAGGAGCUUCUCGGCCUGAAGAAGCUGUACCAGAACAGCAGCGCCAAGGAGGCGGAUCACAGAACGGCGUCGUCCUCGUCCCUAUCCUCCCACGGCCAGAACAGAACUGCUGCCAGAGGAUUAAAGCACCUGCUCCAGCGGAGUUCAAAAUCCUCACUCAAUGCAUCCUCUGAUUCGUCUCUGAGCCUGCCGCUGUUGAAGGACUCGGAUAACGAGUCAGUAUCGAUAUCUGCCCGGCUAUCUCUCUCAUCCUCCUCGUCGGGACCCGAGCACGACGAUCUUCCCCGACUGUCUCUAGACUCCGACAAGCCGAGCAAUCUCUCUAGGGUGCGAAUCAUCAAGCAUCGGGCGGCGUUUUCGUUGGAGAACCCGACGGCGCGUGCUCGGGUCGGCCGGAGUCCGGUCAGAAGGGCUACAGCGCCGGUUCGCGGCGUGUCGAUGGACAGUCCCCGGAUGAACUCAUCCGGAAAAAUUGUGUUCCACAGUCUGGAGAGGAGCUCGAGCAGCCCGAGCAGUUUCACCAGUGGGCCCAGGUACAAACACCGUGGGAUGGAGAGGUCCUACUCGGCCAACGUCCGGGUCACGCCGGUUCUAAAUGUCCCGGUUUAUUCGCUUCGAGGUACGUCCAAAUCUGGAGUGUUUGGUUUGUUCUCUUCACAACAGAAGAAAGAAAAUAAAGGUGGUCCUGGUGGUGCUGUGAACAGAAAGUCAGCACGGUCACUGCAGGAACCGCACUGA
Molecule: messenger RNA, 1221 nt
Organism: Striga asiatica
Lineage: Eukaryota; Viridiplantae; Streptophyta; Magnoliopsida; Lamiales; Orobanchaceae
Source: the annotation of a GenBank genome assembly